AUGACAUCACAGGCUCUGAGUUGGGGCCUGAUGCCAAAAACACCCCCAAAACAGUUCAGGCACAGACGGGUACAGAUUAAUUUUGACACCAACGACAGGUGACAGUCCAGUUGCUGAUGUUACAAAACCGAUGGUGCAGACAGACUACUAGAUUGCUGUCUGAUUUGAGGAACUCUAUUUGUAAACAAUGAGACAGGCCACAGGACACAGCAGUGACAACCAGAGGAAGAAUGAAACUCAGACUGGUUCUAUUGUGUUUCUCUCCAACCCUUUGAUGAGUGAUAUUGAGUCAGAUUGGUCCCCCAUUCAUGAUGCAGCCUACAAUGGACGUGUUCUCACACUGAGAAACCUAAUAGCUCAGGGAACGUGUGUCAACCUGGCCACUCUAGAAAGAGUCUCUCCCCUUCAUGGAGCAUGUCUGCAGGGACACACUGCCUGUGCCAAGUUACUGAUAGAAAAUGGGGCCAAUGUGAACGUCCCCACGUUGGAGCAGACCACCCCCCUGUCAGAGGCCUGUGCCCGGGGCCACGUGGCCUGUGUGACCCUGCUCCUCCAGCAUGGAGCCUCACCCGAAGGAUACAGCCUCUCAGCCUCCCCCAUCCACCAGGCCGCAGCCAAAGAUUAUGGAUAUCUCUGUCCAGGUCACCCAGAAUGCAUUGAGUCUCAGGUUCAUCACGGGGCAGAUGUUGAUCAACACACUGACCAAUCAGGCUCCCCACUCUACACUGCCUGCACCAAUCAGCAUCUGAGCACUGUGAAGAAAUUGCUUCAGCUAGCUGCUAGUGUGAACAGCAGUAAGGAUGGGGACUCUCCUCUGAACACGGCAGUCUGUCUGUCCAACCCUGAGCUGAUGUCUGUUCUGCUGGAGCAUGGGGCUGACUGCAGCAGCAGAGACACACAGGGCAAACAACCCCUGGACCUGGCCUCUUGCACAGCCCCGUGGAGAAAAUAGUGCUGGGCCACAGAG
Messenger RNA from Salvelinus fontinalis (brook trout), 967 nucleotides. RefSeq names its product ankyrin repeat and SOCS box protein 9-like. Gene Ontology annotation, molecular function: protein binding. The record is from RefSeq and is a predicted model, not a curated record. NCBI's taxonomy places the organism in Eukaryota, Metazoa, Chordata, Actinopteri, Salmoniformes, Salmonidae. Bases 188 to 952 code for a protein of 254 amino acids. The transcript has 6 exons. Gene Ontology annotation, biological process: protein ubiquitination; positive regulation of protein catabolic process.